GCGUUCUCAAACACCAAGCGUUUGGAAAGUCCGACUAGCUCAUGACCUAGUCCGACCCGAGCGUUGCGCCGAGAGGAAGAACUUAAGAAGACGUUUGGUGUCGAUGGUGGGGGCGCGGGUUGACCUGACGGUUGAAAUUGGAUGGAUAUAUAGAUCGUCGCUCUCCAUGCCGCAUGUGGCAGCCUCAUGUUUCAUCAUGAUCCCAACUCCACGUCGAGAGGAAUUAAAGGAAGAAACGGCAUUUCCAGUCCGUAUGGGUUAUGUCUGUAUCUCACCUGGACAGGCAUCUGGUAACCUGACGGAGUGUAUUGAUCCCAGACCGGGUGUCUUCCUUUUCCUUUUCAACCCUUCAACUGACCCUUCAACCAGCACCUGUUAUGUCAACUAUAGUGCCUCAUCAUCCUUGGAACCACCAAAAACCUUGCUUUCCUUUCCUUUCCUUUCACUCCUUAAGCCAUCUCUUUGCAUCCUGGACUCCUAGACCUGUCCAAGCGCCAACCAUGCAGUGUCUGCGCCUUCCCUGUCGCAUCUCCGUAGCGCUUAGGUACUGACUGAUAGGAGAAGACCGACAUGAUGGUAAAGAAGGGAUUGUUUCUUUGUUUCUUUUCGCCUUUUCUUUUUCCAUUCACUCUUACUUGAUUCGUAUCGCGAGCAAACGACCGAUCAAAGGUUGAAUCAAACUCCGCGAAUUUAGAAAGAAAUCAAUAUUUCAGAAAAAAG
This is a messenger RNA of Aspergillus campestris IBT 28561, 720 nucleotides long. RefSeq lists its product as uncharacterized. The transcript has a single exon. The coding region runs from base 104 to 481 and encodes 125 amino acids. The record is from RefSeq and is a predicted model, not a curated record. Lineage: Eukaryota; Fungi; Ascomycota; Eurotiomycetes; Eurotiales; Aspergillaceae.